GAAUAAAAAGCACCGGUGACGUGCGCGCAGGGAAGCACCCAGCAGUAUGUGCGCGCCCACGGGAGGGGCCGAUAGAAAAUGGCGAGUCUGUGCAAAAGGCAGCAAUGCACGAUAGAGAGGCGCGGCUUUCGGCAGGAACUUGACUCUUGGAGACACAAACUCAUUCACUGUGUAGGCUUUGAGAGCAUCUUGGAGGGUUUGUUUGGACCAGGAAUAGUCAAGGAUAUCACUCUAUUCCAAGACUGCGAACCAGAGGAAGUGUCUGACUGGUCCUUCGAUGAAAACUGUCUCUUCUGCUGCUUAAGACGAGAGAAAACCAAGGAGCACGGCGUGGAGAACGGUGCAGGCAGCCACGUGCUGUCGGAGCGAGAGGAUUUCAAACAGGAGCAGUCUCGGAUCAGCCGGCUGGAGAGACAGGCCCAAGACUUUCUCAAUGCUGUGUUCCACAGAAAAGACCUCCCAAGUUUCUCAGACCCUCACAUUCCUCUAGUGGCUCGUGAGAUCAUGCAGCGAAUGAUCCGCCAGUUCGCUGCCGAAUAUACCUCAAAAACUACUCAGGACGACCCGCCCCUGCCCAACGGCACUAUGAAGGACCAAAGCCUGCCGAGAGCGGUGUCUCUGGCCCCGGCCCCGGCCCCGGCCCCCGGCUCGCCGCCCGGGCCCACGCCCUGCUCCCCUCCAUCGUCGGCCUCCUCCUCUCCGUCCCCGCCCCCCGGCCCGGGCUUCAGCCCCACCUCCGCCGCCGUGGCCUCGGCCCCCGCCCCCGCCUGCGACCAGAGCAGCAACGGCACCGGAGCCAGCAACGGAGGGGGAGGGGGGGGCACGGCUGCUGCCUCUGCACAGAACCCCGUCCUCAGCAAGCUGCUCAUGGCCGACCAGGACGGCCCGCUGGACCUCACCGUCAAGAAGAACCAGGUGGACGCAGAGCCCAGCCAGCAGGACGGCGUCCUGGAUCUUUCCACCAAGAAGAACCACAGCGGGAGCAGCCCCAAAACCCUGAGCGGCUUCAGCCCUGCACCAGGGCCCAAAGGGCGCAUGCUUAAAGCCGAGCACACCCUGUCAGAGGUGGAGGAGGAAGACGUGCAGCACAGAAGCGCGCAGGAUGGACGGAGGGAGAACUACGUCAACUCCAGCUCCUUCAAGCCCCCACUGGCCCGCUCACUGCGUAUCAAGGAGGAACUCCUCACCCAAAAGGACCGCCUUCUGAGCCAGUCCACGGCUCUUUCAUUGGCUAGUCUGGAGUCGGCCGGCUUACUAAAUCACGGGCACGCCCACUCCUUGCUAAGCCAGAAAGGCUCUUCUACAUUCUGGGGAAACAAGGCUCAGCUUGAAAGCCUGAUGAAGCUAAAGCAGGCUGGUCGAGCUCUGAGUGACCUCAAAGACCUGCCUACAUUCCUAGAGAACCACCACCACAACCACCAUGGAGCCUUGUCCUAUAAGAGUCCCCUCCACCACCACAGUCACAAUCAAGUCUCAAAGGCCCAGUCUCACCACAACGAGACCAAGAGAGACCAGGGCCAUUCACCGCCCGUCGACCUAAAGAUCCCCCAGGUUCGAGGGAUGGAUCUCUCGUGGGACUCCCAUGGCUCUGACCUGUACGGUUAUGGUUCCAUUGGGGUAGGGGGCGGUGGCCACGGGGAGAGCACCCUGAGCCGGAAGUUGAGAGCCAUCCUCCCCAAGCAGAACCGUCGAGGAGGAAGUCUUGGAACCCUGCUGGACGGAGCGGCGGAGUAUUGGAACUCCGACUUGGACCACUCCAGUUCCGGGCCGGCAUAUUCGAUUUCUGACGUGGAAGGAGACCCGAACUCCAAGCAGCCAAGGAAGAAGAGGGGCCGUUAUCGCCAGUACAACAGUGAGAUUCUGGAGGAAGCCAUAGCAGUUGUGAUGAGCGGCAAAAUGAGCGUGUCGAAGGCACAGAACAUGUACGGGAUCCCACACAGCACCCUUGAGUACAAGGUAAAGGAGCGCAUGGGAACCCUGAAAAACCCCCCAAAGAAGAAGCUCAAGCUGAUGAUGAAGAUGGAGGCGGGAGGCCAGGAUUUUCCCCCUGAGUCGGAGAACACGCCCACUACAACCCCGGGAGAAGACAGCCUGCCGCUAGCAGCUGCUGAGCUCAAGGACGAUGUAAAAGAGGAGAUUGAUGACAAUUUCCAACCAAUCGACUAAACCACUUACACAUGUAAACCUCAGUCACAUCAAUUAAGUAAUUUGAAAAUGGAUGGGGCUUUAUUUGUGCCAAUUUACUUUGCAGUAUCUGGGUGAGCACAAACGCAGGGAUAAAAAGAGGAGGAUUCUUAAAGCAAACUGGAGAGAAACAACUAAUCGGACAGUUUUUAAGCAGCGCCACUUGAGAGGUGCUGAAUGAGCAUUUGUUUAGCUUUUAUAUCCAGGGGCUCAACAAAUGCAACUAAAGACAUGAAAUAAAUGACAAUUGAUACAUUUCCUUAAGCAUGCUGAUAAUCCCCAGCCCAAAACCCCAACCUCCCCUCUUUUUUGAACUUGAUCUGCUGAAUGCAGUCUGGGCUUUGGACAAAUUUGAUUUUGGAAAAAAAAAUUGAGGGGAAAGUUGAAAAUUAAAACAAAAAAAACAACAAAAACCUAAACAAAAAAACCAACUGACAAAUUAGUCCCUUUACCACUCCCUUUUCUCAUGGAAUACUAGCUGAAAAUUGGUAAGUGAACUAUCUAUUAUAUUUAAAGCCAAUUAUAAGGUUUAAUCAUAACAUUGAUACUUCUCCAGGGUUCGGAAUCAAACCCAUUCUCUUAUUGCCAGGUAGCCAUAAUGCUUUAACUGCAAACCUUUUCUUUCCUCCUUAAAAUAUCUGCUAAUCUCUGUGCGGACGAAAGCAAAAUUAACCCGUCUUUUUGUGACCGAGAGAAGACACACAAAAGUCAUUCAGGGAUGCAUGUCUGUGAGUUUCGUGGACACUUCUGACUUCUAUAAUCGACUUCUUUUCCUCUAUCUUUUCGUUUGAUUUGUUUUGCUUUCUUUUGCACUACACUUUGGGUCUGGCGCUUACAGACCAGGUUACCUCGGCAUUGUUGCCCAUUGCAUCAUGCACUUAUUAUGGUCUGUCUCUGAAGCCCAGUCGCAAACUUGCAACAGGUCAUAGGUGCACAUCGUCUGCAUAUGCUGAUUCAUAUUCAGAUCCAGGGCGCUCUGAAUUCACCCUCUUUUUUUUUCUUUUUUUUUUUUUUUCUUUGCCAAGGGACAACUUAAAGGGUACUCUGAUUAUGGAUCAGCUGUUUUUUAAGGCGGGAUGCUACCUCAUGGACCUCUAUCAGUCUGUCACUGCUGAUCCUGGAAAGGCGAAGCCACCUGCAAGUUACCCUCCAAAUGGUGACCAAAGUGAGCUCAACCCCUCAUGGAGCUCGUUAUUGGAUGAUGGCCUCUUAGGAUCAGAAUGUGAAACUGUGCUGCUAUCCAGUUCAUUAUCUAGCUCCUAAAAAGGCUUUAGCUAGUCCAGGCUAAUGACUUUUAGCUUGUCUUAGCUAAUAACAACAUAUUGCUGAUGUUUUGGGUUUUUUUCCAUCCCUUUUUUAAUCAAGCUAGGCAGAAACCGUUUAGUUUUAAAAGAAAUUCCUCUCCCUCAAACUUCAAAGAUGGUUUUAAAGACAGUUAUGUAUGAAGCAAUGUGCAUUUAUUGAGGGUUGUUCAUUUUUGGGGUGGUGGGAGGUAAUAUGCAGUGGGGAGGGUGAGUUGAUAGGUGAGGGAGAGGUAGUUUUUAAUAUAUGUUAAGUUAUUAUGACUGACUUUUUAAAAGCCAAUCCAUAAUUCUGGUUGUAUUUUAUUUCUUUGGCUCCUCAUUUUUAACUCAGGGUAACUGAGACUGAUGAUGUAGAUAAUAAAUAUGGUGAUUUCCUGUUGGACCUAAAGAGAGGAGGACAAGUUGAACCUCUCGCUGAUGCUUUGACCACAUGAUUACCAAGGCAGCGCCACCGCCGGCAGACCUGCAGUUGAGUCAUGAAAAAGAACAGAACACACUGAUGUUUUUUCUUUUCUUUUUUUUCUUCCUAAUUUAACGUAUGGCGCUGAACUAAAAUAGCACUUUUCAAAAUUAAGAGAAUAAACAAGAGUGAAAGUUUGAGGUUAUGCAUGUAGUGUAGCUCUUCUCCUGGUAAACGGAGCCGAGUGAUGAGGACGGCGGAGAGACGCAAUUCUAAAGCUUUAGUGGGAGAAGACCUCUAGAAAGAUGCAGCUUGGACUGAAACGACUCUUUCUUUUUCCACUCAGUUACCUCCGCGCUAAACAGAGACAAGUCUGACACAUUGAACAAGUUGAGUUUUGUGUAGUGUGGUCUCAUUGUUUUCCCUCCCUCGCCUCUAAAUGUUGCUCUUCGCUCCUAACACUGCCUGGUGCUCACCCAGUCUGUGAGAUUUUUAACAUAAGAAUUGUAACUCUACUCAGAUGAAAACAUGAUUGACUCCUUUUGAAAUGUAUUGUACAUUUUAUUUAUUUAAUUUUGUUAUCAUUGUUAUUCUCUUGAAAAUGGCAUGCACCACUUUUUGUUGGCUGAUUUUUGGGGUGAACCAGCGGUUUUACGGUUAGCGUUAAAAGUAAUCCACAAUUAUUCUUAAAGGCGCAGAUUCUCAGCCUGCACUGUUUUAAUUGUGAGACAGUCACUAUUUAAUUAGACUUAUUUACCUGUUGCAUACAAUCUUGAUCCUUAUCUGUGGUUAUUUGUUAUCCAUCCUAAGCUCUGCUGCUUAAAAAAGAAAAGACCCCUGGAGCAAAAGUAGUACCUGGGGUUGUCAAGCAUCAAAUGCGUCCAACACUUUGACAAUGCCAAGCAUUCAAAGUGUCUAAAUGGUUGCUGUGCACAUGGAGCUGGACCCAGCGUAGGACAAUGCACUGAUCUGAUGGUUAAAACAGGAUCAAAGCAACAGUGUUGAUAGUAAAGCACUUCUUAUGAACACACAGCUGCUCACUAAGCUAGCUGUGUGCGUAGAAGUUUUAGAAAAACCCGCAAAACGUAAUCUAGUGCUCUGAUUAGCUUCUUUCAUGUAAUGCAUGUAAAGCGAGAUAUGUGUGCAUAGAAACAAUGUAAUUGGCAUUAAAUGCACAGGUUUGCGAGGAUAAAGUCCAAAAAAGCACUUAAAUUCCCCUGAGAGGGGUGUUCUUUGAAAGCCAAACAGUAUACGUGAACGAUUUACACUAAUCUUUAAAUGAUCUGCUGAAAGUCCCCCCUUUUUUACCUCUAUUGGACAUUUGGCUU
Messenger RNA from Cololabis saira (Pacific saury), 5216 nucleotides. RefSeq names its product ligand dependent nuclear receptor corepressor (gene lcor). The record is from RefSeq and is a predicted model, not a curated record. Gene Ontology annotation, biological process: regulation of transcription by RNA polymerase II. Gene Ontology annotation, cellular component: nucleus. Bases 79 to 2166 code for a protein of 695 amino acids. Gene Ontology annotation, molecular function: DNA binding. The transcript is spliced from 7 exons. Lineage: Eukaryota; Metazoa; Chordata; Actinopteri; Beloniformes; Belonidae.